AUGGCCCCGGGGCUCGGUGCUCCCCCAGCAGUCCCAGCCAGGCUGGUGGUGCUGCUGUCCCUGCUGGGUUUGGCUGCAGCUGGGAAGCUGCUGGUGGUGCCAGUGGAUGGGAGCCACUGGCUCAGCAUGAGGGAGGUGCUGGACGUUCUCCAUCAGAAGGGACAUGAAAUAGUCGUCGUGGCGCCUGAAGUCAGUUUGCACAUGAAGCCAUCCAAGAAUUUUGUGAUGAAAAUGUACCCAGUGCCUUUCACACAGGAAGAGAUGGAGAAAGAAUUCCAGGAUUUUUUUCAUAUUUCUUUUGAAGAAGGAUCUUUCCUGUCUAGAUUUCUCAAGGUCUUUGAAGGGAUGAAAAGAAUUACGGCCUUUGGGGUCUCAAGCUGCAAAGAGCUCCUGAAAAACCAAGAGCUCAUCAGGUAUCUUGAGGAAAGCAAGUUUGAUGCCCUCCUCACAGACCCUGUCAUACCCUGUGGGGCGAUCCUGGCAGAGCAUCUUUCCCUUCCCUCCGUGUAUUUCCUCCGAGGAGUGCCCUGUGGAUUGGAUUUCGAAGCCACCCAGUGCCCCAAUCCCCCUUCCUACGUUCCCAGGGCAUUUUCCCAGCACACAGACCACAUGACCUUCCUCCAGAGGGUGGGGAAUCUGCUUCAUGAGAUCCCAAAUUUUUUCCUCUGUGACUUUGCCUUUCAACCAUUCGCCAAACUGGCCUCGGAGUUCCUGCAUCGGGAGGUGACAGUGCUGGAUCUCCUGCGCCGGGGCUCCGUUUGGCUCCUCAGGGUAGAGUUUGUGAUGGAUUAUCCCCGGCCUUUGAUGCCCAACAUCAUUCCCAUUGGAGGGGUGCACUGUGCUCACAAGAAGCUGACUCAGGUGGGUCUGGUUUAGUUCGUGCUGAGGUUGAUUUGUGUGUGCUGAGGGUGAAGUUUUGUGCUGCAGGGAGGAAUCGAGUCCCUGUUUUGGGUGAGUUCGGUGAACACUCAUGAAAGAAAUUUCUCUCCCACUUUCUCCCUCAUUUUCCACUUGUAGGCCUUUGUACCUUCUCAUUUACAAACAUGCAGAGACAAUGCCUUUUUUACUAUGCAUAUU
Empidonax traillii (willow flycatcher) is the source of this 1077-nucleotide messenger RNA. RefSeq names its product UDP-glucuronosyltransferase 1-1-like. The transcript is spliced from 2 exons. Lineage: Eukaryota; Metazoa; Chordata; Aves; Passeriformes; Tyrannidae. The record is from RefSeq and is a predicted model, not a curated record. Gene Ontology annotation, molecular function: UDP-glycosyltransferase activity. Bases 1 to 876 code for a protein of 291 amino acids.